This is a messenger RNA of Cicer arietinum (chickpea), 1556 nucleotides long. RefSeq names its product protein CIA1. Lineage: Eukaryota; Viridiplantae; Streptophyta; Magnoliopsida; Fabales; Fabaceae. The record is from RefSeq and is a predicted model, not a curated record. Gene Ontology annotation, cellular component: cytosolic [4Fe-4S] assembly targeting complex. Gene Ontology annotation, biological process: iron-sulfur cluster assembly. Gene Ontology annotation, molecular function: protein binding.
GUGUUUGUUGCGUUUUGGAAAAAAUAAAAAAAAAAAAAAAAAACUCGUUGUGUCGUUCACGUGGAAGAUUCUCUGAAUCUUUUAGUCCCCUCUUUGCAAGAAAGUAGGAAAUAGCUAGCACAUUGAAGUUAAGCGACGAAGAAACUGAGCGAGGUUGUCUCUGUAGCGAGUGUAUGCUGAGUCAAAUCGUUCUUUACAAUGGACAGUUUCGAGUUGAAAGAGGUUCAGAGACUCGAAGGUCACACCGAUAGGGUUUGGAGCUUGGAUUGGAACCCGGCUACCGGUCAUGCCGGUAUUCCACUCGUCUUCGCUUCUUGUAGCGGCGACAAAACAGUUCGAAUUUGGGAACAGAAUCUCUCCACUAACCUCUUCUCCUGCAAGGCGGUUUUGGAAGAAACACACACUCGAACUGUUCGAUCUUGUGCUUGGUCACCGUCUGGGAAAUUGUUGGCCACUGCAAGCUUUGAUGCCACUACUGCUAUAUGGGAAAAUGUUGGAGGUGAUUUUGAAUGUGUCUCUACUUUGGAGGGACAUGAAAAUGAAGUGAAGAGUGUAUCUUGGAAUGCAUCUGGAACUUUGCUUGCAACUUGUAGUAGAGAUAAGUCUGUUUGGAUAUGGGAAGUGCAGCCAGGCAAUGAGUUUGAGUGUGUGUCGGUGCUGCAAGGACAUACUCAGGAUGUGAAAAUGGUGAGGUGGCACCCAACAGAGGAUAUCUUAUUUUCAUGUAGCUAUGAUAAUAACAUUAAGGUUUGGGCAGAUGAAGGUGACAGUGACGAUUGGCAGUGUGUUCAAACUCUUGGAGAGUCCAACAAUGGUCAUACAUCUACGGUAUGGGCCCUCUCCUUCAAUGCCAGCGGAGACAAAAUGGUUACCUGUAGUGAUGAUCUUACCUUGAAGGUAUGGGAAACAGAAAACAUAGGGAUGCAAUCUGGUGGUGGAUUUGCUCCUUGGAGACAUAUUUGCACUCUUACAGGGUAUCAUGAGCGGACAAUUUUCUCAGUUCAUUGGUCAAGGGGAGGUAUCUUUGCCAGUGGAGCUGCUGAUGACGCUAUACGGCUUUUUGCGAGUAACAGUGAAAGUCAGGUUGAUGGUCCUCUGUACAAGUUGCUAUUGAAGAAGGAGAAGGCACAUGACAUGGAUAUAAAUUCUGUGCAGUGGAGCCCUGGGGAGAAGCCGUUACUAGCCUCUGCAAGCGAUGAUGGGACAAUCAAGGUGUGGGAUCUGAUUUCUUAGUGGUGAUACUACAUUAGAAUAUUUGCUGUAUCAGCAACAUAAAUUUAUACAGGUGGAGCCUAAUAGUUGAAAUGCUAGAUGUGCAGGCAUCCUCAUUGUUAUUUUUCUUUCUCUUAAAUAGAUUUAGUAGUUAGUAAUAAUUUGAAUAUUGUAUUUUGUAAGAGGAAGUCCGGACUAUGAUUGUAAAAUAUAUUUAUUGUCAACUAAACAUUGCAUUUUUCUCGAGAGUUGCUCAAAAUUAUGUAUACUUCAAUAUGUGGAACAGGGGUUUCCUUAAUUAGAGCAACUGGUAAUUGAAUUGACUCAAUUGAGCAAUUUCACAA